AUGAAGGAACAAGUUGUAGACCAACUUCCGAAGCAGAUUAAACAUAUUGAAUUUGGCGUAUUUGGGCCAAAGGAUAUAAUAAGACAGGGUGUUUUAGAGAUUUCAACAAGAGAACUAUAUAAUAUAGUAGAUAGAUCUACAGUACAUAAUGGAGCUCUUGAUAAAAGAAUGGGAACCUCAGAUAAACAGACACUCUGUGAAACUUGUGGAGAAAAAAUGGUAACAUGUGUUGGUCAUUUUGGAUAUGUGAAGCUAGUACUUCCAGUGUUUCAUAUAGGAUAUUUUAAGACUAUUAUUACAAUACUUCAGAAUAUUUGCAAGGAUUGUUCAAAAAUAUUAUUAGAAUUAAAAGAUAUUCAUAGUUUUUUGAAAGAAUUAAGAAAAGCAGAAGCGGAUAAUCUAAAAAAAUCACAAAUAUGCAAACGUAUAAAUGACACAUGUAAAAAAAUAAGAAUAUGUCCUAAUUGUCAGAGUACGCAAGGUGUUAUUAAAAAAGUUGGAGCAUUAAAAAUAAUUCAUGAAAAAUUCAAAUAUAAUAAAAAAAAUAGUCAAGAAGAAAUAGAAUUUCGAAAAACUUUUGAAACAGUUUUGAAUUCUACACCUGAUAUGAAAACUCAUCUUUCCAAGGCUCAUGAUGAUCUAAAUCCUCUCAAAGUCUUAAAUUUAUUUAAACAAAUUCCUCCCAUGGACUGUGAACUUUUAGGUAUAAAUUCAUUAAAAGGCAGACCAGAAAUGUUUAUUUGGCAAUGUAUACCUGCCCCUCCUGUUUGCGUAAGACCAUCUAUUUCUCAGGAUGGCGCUAGCACCGAAGAUGAUUUAACAGUUAAACUAACAGAAAUCAUAUGGACCAACUCAUUAAUUAAAAGUGCAUUGGAAAAAGGAACUCCUAUUCAAAAUUUAAUGGAACAAUGGGAUUACUUACAAUUAUGUGUUGCUAUGUAUAUUAAUAGUGAAUUGCCUGGAAUAUAUUCACAAACAAAUACAAAGCCUAUGAGAGGGUUCUGUCAGAGAUUGAAAGGAAAGCAAGGCCGAUUUAGAGGAAAUCUAUCAGGAAAAAGAGUUGAUUUUUCUGCAAGAACUGUAAUUGGGCCAGAUCCUAAUCUUUCUAUUGACCAGGUCGCCAUUCCUGAACAAAUCGCUAAAAUUUUAACCUAUCCGGAAAGAGUAACACAUCAUAAUAUUGAACAACUAAAAAAAGCUAUAAUAAAUGGACCAAACAUUCAUCCUGGGGCGAAUUAUAUUAUAAAUCAAGAUAACAGAUUUAAAAAAUUUUUAAAAUUUGGAAAUCGUCAAAAAAUAUCAUUAGAACUUAAAAUUGGUGAUAUCGUUGAACGCCAUAUUCGUGACAAUGAUAUUGUUUUAUUUAAUCGUCAGCCUUCUUUGCAUAAACUUAGUAUAUUAUGCCACAGAGUAAAAGUUCGCCCAUGGAAAACUUUUAGAUUUAAUGAAUGUGUUUGUAAUCCAUACAAUGCUGAUUUUGAUGGAGAUGAAAUGAACUUACAUGUACCACAAACAGAGGAAGCACGAGCAGAAGCAAUAGAACUAAUGAAUGUAAAAAACAACCUCGUAACGCCUCGCAAUGGCGAACCAAUUAUUGCAGCAAUACAAGAUUUUAUUACUGCGUCUUAUUUAAUUAGCCAAAAAGAUAAUUUUUAUGAUAGAAAAACAUUUACACAUAUGUGCUCUUUUAUGGUAGAUGCUUGUAAAAAUAUUGAUUUACCUCAUCCCGUUAUCAUAAAACCAGUAACAUUAUGGACAGGAAAGCAGAUAUUUAAUGUACUCAUGAGACCUAAUAAAAGUUCUCCAGUAAUGGUCAAUUUAGAUGCAAAAACCAGAUCAUUUAGUUCUCCAAAGGGAGUGCCUGAUCUUUGUGUUAAUGACGGAUAUUUACUUAUACGUUCAAGUGAAAUUAUGUGCGGCGUUAUGGAUAAAUCAACAGUAGGAGAUGGCAAAAAAAAUUCUAUAUUUUAUGUUAUUUUAAAGAAUUAUGGUCCUGAUGAAGCAGCAGAAGCUAUGAACCGACUUUCGAAAUUAUGUUCAAGAUGGCUAGGGAAUCAAGGCUUUUCAAUUGGAAUAAAUGACGUUCAACCAGGAGUUUUAUUAAGAGAAAAGAAAGAAAGCCUAGUGAAAGCAGCAUAUCAAUCCUGUGAUGAUUUAAUUCAUGCUUUGUCAUCUGGAAAACUCGAAAAUCAGCCAGGCUGUGAUGCAGAACAAACAUUGGAAGCAAAAGUAUCUGGGAUACUUUCAAAAGUUCGAGAAGAUGUUGGCCAAAUUUGCAUGAGUGAACUAGCAAAAACAAAUGCAUCCUUAAUUAUGGCUACAUGCGGUUCAAAAGGUUCUAAAAUUAAUGUUUCACAAAUGGUAUCUUGCGUAGGACAACAAAUUAUUAGCGGUUCUAGAGUUCCAAAUGGAUUUCAGGAUAGAAGUUUGCCACAUUUUCAAAAAAACGCAAAACAACCUCCUGCAAAAGGAUUUGUAAAAAAUUCAUUUUAUUCCGGCUUAACACCUACAGAAUUCUUAUUUCACGCUAUAUCUGGAAGAGAAGGGCUUGUUGAUACAGCAGUAAAAACUGCAGAAACGGGAUAUAUGUCUAGAAGAUUAAUGAAGUCACUCGAAGACUUAUCAUUACAAUAUGAUGGAACUGUCCGUAAUUCAUCAUCCGGAAUUGUGCAAUUUAUAUAUGGAGAUGAUGGACUAGAUCCAACUUAUUUAGAAGGAGAUAUCUGCCCUGUCGAAUUUACGAGAACAUGGAACCAUUGUCAUAACAUAACAUCUAAAAUACCAUCGAAAAAGCUCCUUCCUUAUGAAAUCAUGAAAAUCACAUAUAAAUAUCUUGAAUUUCCUGAAUUUAAGGAUUGUACAGAAAACUUUAAAGACUCAUUAUUAAAUUAUAUUCAAAAAAAUGUUGCAGAGCGUUUAUCAACUAUUCGAAAAAGAAAAAACCUUGCACCUUUUCUUGAAAAGCCUUCUGAUUCUGAAUAUCAAAAUAUCAGCACUAACGAAUUAAAAACUGAUUCUGAAAAAAUCGUAGAUAAUAUUUUUAAAGUUACUGAAAUCCAGCUUUUAACAUAUUUACAAAUGUGUUUACAGAAAUACAUAAAAUCAAAAGUCGAGCCUGGAACAGCUGUUGGCGCAGUAGGUGCACAAUCAAUUGGAGAGCCAGGAACACAGAUGACUUUAAAGACUUUUCAUUUCGCAGGAGUUGCAUCUAUGAAUGUUACACUAGGUGUGCCUAGAAUUAAGGAGAUUAUAAAUGCAGCCAAAGUCAUUAGUACGCCUAUUAUAACAUGCAAACUUGUAGCAGAAAAUGACAUACGGUCUGCUCGUGUAGUAAAAGGUCGUAUUGAAAAAACAUAUAUGAAAGAUAUAACAAAGUUUAUAGAAGAAGUCUAUGGCCCUACUUCCUCAUAUAUUGGUAUAAAGAUUGAUUGGAAUACUAUAAACAAGUUGCAACUAGAAAUAACAAUUAAUGAAAUUGCUGCUUCGAUUUUGCAAACACCAAAAUUAAAAUUUUCAAAUACGAAAAUCACUGUUAAUGAAGAUAAAAUAAAAGUAUAUGUAUCAUGUGAUGAUAAAAAUAAAGAUUUCGAUGAAAUUUAUUACAAACUACAACAUUAUAAGCGGAUAUUGCCCCAUGUUAUAGUUAAGGGUAUUCCAACUACCUCAAGAGCUGUUAUAAAUAUAGAUGAAAAUGGGAAUAAUACUCUUCUUGUAGAAGGGUAUGGUCUUCGAGAUGUAAUAAAUACUGAUGGUGUCGUUGGAACAAAAACGUCUACAAAUCAUAUUAUGGAAAUGAAACAGGUUCUUGGAAUAGAAGCAGCUAGAGCUUCUAUCAUUAAAGAAAUUGAUAUAACAAUGAGUUCCCAUGGAAUGAAUAUCGAUCCCCGGCAUGUUAUGUUAUUAGGAGAUGUCAUGACAUAUAAAGGAGAAAUUUUAGGAAUCACACGAUUUGGUGUAGCAAAAAUGAAAAAUAGUGUUUUGAUGCUUGCAUCUUUUGAAAAAACAGCAGAUCAUCUUUUUGACGCAGCAGCUCGAUUAACAAAAGAUUCAAUAGAAGGUGUUUCAGAAUGUAUUAUUCUUGGGAAAACAGCCCCAAUUGGAACAGGAAUUUUUCGUCUUAUUAGAAGAAUUGACAUAAAAGAGCAUCAUAAACCCAAACCUCUUCUUUUUGAUAAUUCUUAUUUUUAUAGAGUUAAUACUUUUGUAAAAUGAUUUUCUUAUAAUGUUUAACAUUUCUAAAUGAUUAAAUAUUUUACC
Messenger RNA from Pneumocystis murina B123, 4257 nucleotides. RefSeq lists its product as hypothetical. Gene Ontology annotation, biological process: DNA-templated transcription. The record is from RefSeq and is a predicted model, not a curated record. NCBI's taxonomy places the organism in Eukaryota, Fungi, Ascomycota, Pneumocystomycetes, Pneumocystales, Pneumocystaceae. The coding region runs from base 1 to 4212 and encodes 1403 amino acids. Gene Ontology annotation, molecular function: DNA binding; DNA-directed RNA polymerase activity. The transcript has 18 exons.